Messenger RNA from Loxodonta africana (African savanna elephant), 802 nucleotides. It is a transcript of the gene SPATA19, whose product is annotated as spermatogenesis associated 19. The coding region runs from base 1 to 402 and encodes 133 amino acids. The transcript has 5 exons. NCBI's taxonomy places the organism in Eukaryota, Metazoa, Chordata, Mammalia, Proboscidea, Elephantidae. The record is from RefSeq and is a predicted model, not a curated record. Gene Ontology annotation, cellular component: sperm midpiece.
AUGAUCAUAACAACAUGGAUUGUAUACGUUCUGGCCCGCAAAGGUGUAGGGUUCCCCUUCCCACCAAAAACCAGUUCUGACGUCGAAGUUGUGGAAAGUGAGGCUGUGUCUGUGGUGCAGCACUGGUUGAAAAAAACUGAAGAAGAGGCUUCCCAGGGCAUAAAGGAGAAGAUGUCCAGCAACUACGCUCCCACACAUGGCCAAGACGUACAUGUGACCAGAGAUGUGGUGAAGCACCGUCUCUCAAAGUCUGAUUUGUUAGCAGACCAGAGUCAAGAGGUCCUGGAGGAGAGAACUAGAAUCCAGUUCAUAAGAUGGAGCCAUACCCGUAUCUUCCAAGUUCCAAGUGAGGUGAGAGAGGAUGCUAUGCGGGAUCGGAUAGAGCAGGUGAGACGAAGGUAAGUCAUUUUGGACAGGGUGGUUCCUAGUCCUCACUGGGGGCAGUUGGGAUGGAAGAGCUUUGGGCUUCCCUGCUCAAGCCCAACUGUGUUCUUGUCAACAUUCUAAAGCAGAGAAAAGCAGUCACCAGGGCUGCUGCCUUUCUUCUGUGGGAGCUGUGACACCCCCCACCCCUCCAGCCUAUCUGAAGCCCUUCCAGGCUGACCUCUUUUCUGAAAGACUCUGCUCCCAGGCCCUGGUGGGUCAAGGGCCCAGUGUGGCUACCCACCCAACGCCCAAGCCCUGGCCAGCAUGCCCUGUGCAGGCUCUGGCACCCACAGCCCUACUCUCCUUGCUCCUCCCUUUUGUCCUCUGCAGCAUAUCGCACCUGACAGUUGAUUCGGCUCAUGACUCACACAUUGGA